This is a messenger RNA of Lemur catta (Ring-tailed lemur), 5335 nucleotides long. It is a transcript of the gene HOXA9, whose product is annotated as homeobox A9. Gene Ontology annotation, cellular component: nucleus. Lineage: Eukaryota; Metazoa; Chordata; Mammalia; Primates; Lemuridae. The coding region runs from base 3370 to 4188 and encodes 272 amino acids. The transcript is spliced from 2 exons. Gene Ontology annotation, biological process: embryonic skeletal system morphogenesis; regulation of transcription by RNA polymerase II; DNA-templated transcription. Gene Ontology annotation, molecular function: RNA polymerase II cis-regulatory region sequence-specific DNA binding; DNA-binding transcription factor activity, RNA polymerase II-specific. The record is from RefSeq and is a predicted model, not a curated record.
CUUUCGUCUUUCUGUGUCUCUAUCUUGCCUUCUCUUCUUUCCAAAUCAUGCUUCAGGAGGGGCUGACUUAAAGAGAGGCUGGGGGGGGGGGGUCUCAUUUUUCUCUACGCGCUCAAGGACAGAUUGAGGAUCCUGCAGAGGAAGGGCCCGCGUGGGGCGAUUGUGCGGCGCCGUGGGUUUUGGCCUGGGGUGCCGCUGCUCAGACAAGGCCUCGGUUACGAUCACGACCGGUUGGCGGCGGCCUUGCGUUCCUUCUCUGCCUGUCGCUAACGGCUGACUGGGAGACUAGAUUAGGGGGCAUUCGGGGCGUCAUUAUGUGCCCACAACGAGGGUAGGGAAGCCUUCGCCAGUCUCACUGGGGACCUGAGCUAAGGCCAAACCAGGCUCCGUGGAGUCUGGCAACUUAGGGAGCUGCGCUAGGAAGCUCCUUGUCGGCUUUUCCAGGCCUGUGGGUGCUAGCUCAGGCUUUGACUGCGAUAAGGGAGCCCCGCUAGGAUAAAGCUUGACUGCUUGCUUGCCGGAGGCUUCUACCAGGUACAGGAUAUGUUAGAUAAGGCACCCUUGUGCAGCUGGGUGCUGGAGAAAGGGACCCUUCCAAGAGCCAGUAUGUUUUAGAUAGAUGAAAGGAAUCCCAAAUUCCAGAACCACUGGGAUACAGACUUGAAUCCUUGUUCCAAGUUGUAGUCUACCAGUGGAAGCCAGUGUGACCGUUCUCAGUACCGGGAACUGAAAACAAACCAUCCCUCCCUAAUCUCCAACACACACACCUCUUUAGAAUCAUGCCCACAGAGCUGUGCUUCCCUUCCCAGCCUGGGCUGGAAGCUCAGGAACUGUUUUCAUUGCUCAGCCCACAGAUUUGCUAUCUGAAAGGGCGGCACACCCGGUUCUCUUCAACUCCUCCCUGCCAUUUUCCAGACCAGGGUACUGGAUUUAUUUCAGCCAUCUAGGUUUUAUAAGAACUCUCAGUCGAGAAGGGGUGGUUUGUAAUUACAUUCAUUUAUUAUUUCUUUAUGCACAUGAAAUCCCUUUCACUUCCAAAAUAAAAGCAGACCCCAAAGUCCAAUAUUCUGGCCCCAAACCUCAGGGCUGAAGGGGGACAAUAUUUGGUUUUGAUUUUUUCCCCCUCUUCUAGGCAUCAGUAAUGACUGCUUAACACGCUAUGCCUUCUAAUUAUUUAGUAAUGGUCCUAUUUGGGGACUAAGGCUAUUUAAAGGAACAGCCUUUUAUUUUAAAGAAAUUACUAAUAAUAAUCUGUGUCUUCUCUGGGUACAAAAAGCGGAAAAAGCAGUCGGCAUACCCAGCCCGUUUGCAGACAAUUACAAUUAGGAGCGAAGGUUUCCUCUAGGAUUAAUUUUUUAAAUGAAAAUCUCUGAGGUCUUGUGCACUGCGGAAUAUUUAGGACACCUUGGACUGCUGUGGGGGUGGGUAUGACUCAGAGGAAUUUACAGGGCAAACAAAAUAUUAGGGGGGAGGGGGCUGAGGCGGACAGGAUGGCCACGUCGGAGUUCAUUGUGUUGGCCACUUCCCUCUUCCAGGCGCCCGGGCGAAGGAAGGGGCACCGCGCUUCGCACGCAGUCUCGCUUCGGGAAAGCCUGGUAUUUGGGGGGUCCCCGCCCUGGUGUGUAUCAGGGUGUAUAGGGAAGAUUACUGGAACUCCUGGUGAGAAUGAACGCAAAAGAGAGAGAGAUGGAAGCGUCCGAGGCCUCCAGCUUCGCCGCCAGGGAAGUGGGCUAAUGAAAAACACACUCUUACAGGCAACAGUAUUCACACGUGAAUUUGAUUACCCCGUUUCUAGGAGUCGCUGCUUUCUGUUAGGAAUUGGGGUGGGUUUUUUCCUUCUAAUUAACAGUGGCUUCGGCCUUUUAAUUUACGCCCCCACCCCCAGCAAAAGGGAUGAGAAAUAAACUUCCCCAAUUUGGCCAGGCCAAGGAAAGGGAUUCAAGUCAAUGUCUCAUGCUCCUCCCCAUUUUAAUUUCUAGCCCUGGACUUUGAGCUGCAAACGCCUCAUUUUGGGCCUUGUGCCUUUCUGCUAAGUGGUCCGGGCCCGUGGGUAACCAAGGGUGGGCCUGGAACAGGAGUAAUGGCUGGAAAGGGAGGAAGGAAAGAACCCUGAAAGGCUCACGGAGCCCCAGAACAGGCCACGCUGGUGUGGGCCAUUGGAGCCGCGUGGUCUCUUAGGCGGGGUUGCCUUUUCCCAAGUUGAACUCGCCUUCCAUUGACGCCACUUGGAGUUUUUUUCCUCUGCUUCGGUUUGGGGAGUGCGACGAAGCUUGCAAAGCUCAGCGUUAGGGCCUUCAAAGAUGGAACCACAGAGCUGGUCGCCAGCCGCCUGAGCCCAGGGAUUGUGACGAGGAGCUGGGCCCGUGUGUGCGCGGGAUCGAGGCCAGGGGCUGAGUAUGCAGCACAACCAGGCCCUCAAACCUUUGCCUUGGGGAGGCUGGCCGCUCCCUCGCUGGAGGAGCAACGGCGAAUUUGGGGGCCGCCCGGGCUCCCUGUGCUCCAUGCAGGCAGGCUUGGGGGCCCACAACAGGCAGCAACCUCUCUGCUGCCGGUCCUUGCCCCGCGCGCUCUGGCAGGGGCCGUGGCGACUCUGGGACAGAUACUGUGUUGAAUUUGACUUUUCGCGGCCGGCGUGGGGUAAACUCGCCUCUCCCGGGGACCGCAGGGAUUAUUUACAGGGACCUCGCCAACCAAACACAACAGUCUAGUUUAACCUUUCCAAGUCCUCAUAAAUUUUUACAGCUGGGAGCCACGGCAAGGCAAACGAAUCUGUUGGUUGUUCCCGACUUCGACUUCCCACCAGCCUGUGUGGCUUCUGAAACAAUAACUCCUUAUGAAAUAUCAUAAAUAUAGAUUUAAAUACAGUAGAGCGAGAAUGCGAUUUGGCUGCUUUUUUAUGGCUUCAAUUAUUGUCUAAUUUUAUGUGAGGGGCUCUGCCGGCCGCACUCGCACGCCGGGCCCGCGCCUUCCUGAUGGCGUGAUUAAUUGUGAUAUAAAAUAGUCCGCUUAAGAAGGGGGGGGAGAGAGUACAGAGGCAAGGCCAGAUUUGAUCUUUUAAUCUUCGUUGGCCACAAUUAAAACAAACCCGAUCGUGGAGCGGCGCGAUCCCUUUGCUUAAAAACAUAUGGCUUUUGCUAUAAAAAUUAUGACUGCAAAACACCGGGCCAUUAAUAGCGUGCGGAGUGAUUUACGCGUUAUUGUUCUGCCGGGCGGGCACGUGACGCGCGCGGCCAAUGGGGGCGCGGGCGCCGGCAACUUAUUAGGUGACUGUACUUCCCCCCCCCUUGGUGCCACCAAGUUGUUACAUGAAAUCUGCAGUUUCAUAAUUUCCGUGGGUCGGGCCGGGCUGGCCAGGCGCUGGGCACAGCAAUGGCCACCACUGGGGCCCUAGGCAACUACUACGUGGACUCGUUCCUGCUGGGCGCCGAUGCCUCGGACGAGCUGAGCGCUGGCCGCUACGCGCCCGGGGCCCUGGGCCAGCCCCCUAGGCAGGCGGCGGCGCUGGCCGAGCACCCCGACUUCAGCCCCUGCAGCUUCCAGUCCAAGGCGGCGGUGUUCGGCGCCUCGUGGAACCCGGUGCACGCGGCGGGGGCCAACGCUGUGCCCGCUGCGGUGUAUCACCACCAUCACCACCACCCCUACGUGCACCCCCAGGCGCCCGUGGCGGCGGCAGCGCCAGACGGCAGGUACAUGCGCUCCUGGCUGGAGCCCACGCCCGGUGCGCUCUCCUUCGCGGGCUUGCCCUCCAGCCGGCCUUAUGGCAUUAAACCUGAACCGCUGUCGGCCAGAAGGGGUGACUGUCCCACGCUUGACACUCACACUUUGUCCCUGACUGACUAUGCUUGUGGUUCUCCUCCAGUUGAUAGAGAAAAACAACCCAGCGAAGGCGCCUUCUCUGAAAACAAUGCUGAGAAUGACAGCGGCGGAGACAAGCCCCCCAUCGAUCCCAAUAACCCGGCGGCCAACUGGCUUCACGCACGCUCCACGCGGAAGAAGCGCUGCCCCUAUACAAAACACCAGACGCUGGAACUGGAAAAAGAGUUUCUGUUCAACAUGUACCUCACCAGGGACCGCAGGUACGAAGUGGCCCGGCUGCUCAACCUCACGGAGAGGCAGGUCAAGAUCUGGUUCCAGAACCGCAGGAUGAAAAUGAAGAAAAUCAACAAGGACCGAGCAAAAGACGAGUGAUGCCAUUCGGGUUUAUUUAGAAAACAGAGCGAGGUAGAGAGAGAAAGAACUGUGCGUCCCCUUCUCCCUUCUCUCACCCCCACCCUAGCCUCCACCAUCCGGGCACAAAGCGGCUCUAAACCCCAGGCCACAUCUCUCCCCAGGCAAACCCUGCUCAGGCUGGCUGGCAGGCCUGCCGCUUUGAUGGAGGAGGUAUUGUAAGCUUUCCAUUUUCUAAAAGACAAAAAAUUUAAAAGGGGGGGGGCAUUAGCGGUGAUAGCUGUGUGUGCUAGCUUGUAUAUAUAUUUUUUAAAAAUCUACCUGUUCCUGACUUAAAACAAAAGGAAAAAAAACUACCUUUUUAUAAUGCACAAUGUUGACGGCAGGCUGUAUAGUUUUUAGUCUGUGUAGUUAAUUUAAUUUGCUCUUUGUGUGGCAGAUUGCUCUGCCAAGAUACUUGAAUACUGUGUUUUAUUGUGGUAAUUAUGUUUUGUGACUCAAACUUCUGUGUACUGGGUGACGCACCCGUUGUGAUUGUGGAAGCUAGAAUUCAAUUUGAACUCAGGUUGUUUAUGAGGGGGAAAAACAGUUGCAUAGAGUAUAGCUCUGUAGUGGAAUACGUCUUCUGUAUAACUAGGCUGUUAAGCUAUGAUUGUAAACUAGCUGUAAGGAUUUCCCAGUGAAAUAAAAUUUUUAAAAAAGUGUUCUCGGGGAUGCAUAGAUUCAUGGUUUUCUUCACUUUUGAAAUGUGGGCAUUUUAGUCUCUACAUGAUCUAAAGUCCUGUCUUGUCCAUUGUAUAUAUAAUCUAUAUGUUAAAGAAAAAAUACAUAAUCAGACAAGUUUGAAUAUUGUUUUUGCACCAAACAGUGAGGAAAUUCGGAGCUAUACGUAUGUGCAGAAGGUUACUACCUAUGGUUUAUGCUUAAUUUUAAUCGGGGGAAAAAAUGAAUGCUAUUGUAACGGAAUUAAUUUUAUUGCUAAUAAAUUAUACACUAUGAAACCGCCAUUGGGCUACCGUAGCUUUGUAUCCUUGGUGAAUCUGGGGUUUCCAUUGGGCUGAACAUAACACUGUAUAUUUUGCAAUAAUUACCUGAAGGCCUACUGACCAAAUUGUUAUGUUGAGUUGAUAUUUAACUUUUUGCCAAAUAAAAAUAUAUGGAUUCUUUU